AUGGUGCGCAAGAACGACGCUUCGGCGGUUCAAGCCCAGACGUCUCUGGCCUUUGCGAAACUCCUCUCAUCGUCUUCAUCAACCUCAAAAUCAACUUCAGGCUCCUCGCCCCGCCCGUCCCGUCCAUCCACCGCCGCCAUAACCGACGCCCUCGACGCCGUCUGCAAACUGACCGGCAUCGGCCCCGCCACGGGGACCUUGAUCCUCAACGUCUUCGACCCGGUCCACGUCCCCUUCUUCCAGGACGAGAUGUACCUGUGGUUUUUUCCAUCCGCGGACAAAAAGCUCAAGUACUCGCUCAAGGAGUACACGGCGCUGCUCGAGGCCGCGGGGCCGGUGUUGGAGAGGUUGAACGUCACGGCCCGCGAGUUGGAACAGGUCGCUUACGUCCUGGGUCAUGUGGAUUUGUUGGAGGGGGUGGAGCGGAAGGGCUUGCUCGACGCGUUUGACGAGCAUCCGGGGCUCGAUGAGGCGGGGGUUCGUGGUGAGGGCGAGGGCGAGGGCGAAGAUGAUGACGAUGAUGCGAAGGACAACACCCCUCAACAACCACAGCCACAGCCAACACCGGCUCAGAAAGGCAGGAAACGGACAGCUCUAGCAAAGGACGAAGACAAUAAAGAGGAAACCCAGGCACCGAAACGACGAUCACAACGCAAAAGAUGA
Fonsecaea nubica is the source of this 663-nucleotide messenger RNA. RefSeq lists its product as hypothetical. The transcript has a single exon. The record is from RefSeq and is a predicted model, not a curated record. The coding region runs from base 1 to 663 and encodes 220 amino acids. NCBI's taxonomy places the organism in Eukaryota, Fungi, Ascomycota, Eurotiomycetes, Chaetothyriales, Herpotrichiellaceae.